This is a messenger RNA of Peromyscus eremicus (cactus mouse), 511 nucleotides long. Its product is annotated as protein CTLA-2-beta-like. The record is from RefSeq and is a predicted model, not a curated record. The coding region runs from base 119 to 511 and encodes 130 amino acids. The transcript is spliced from 4 exons. NCBI's taxonomy places the organism in Eukaryota, Metazoa, Chordata, Mammalia, Rodentia, Cricetidae.
UGUAAAAAGCUCUUAGCCUGGACAGCACAGUCCUGAUUUCACCUUUGAACAGAAGCUACAGCACUUCACGAGGGAGCUGAGACAGGAAAGGUAUACAGGCCCUGGAUCCUGCGGAAUCAUGCUCCAAAAACAUCAUUACAGCUUUGCUCUGGUUUUUGUGACCUCAUUAGUGCUGUCCUACUGCUUGAGAAUGGCCUCAGCUGCUCCACCACGUGAUCCCAGUUUGGAUGCUGAAUGGGAGGAAUGGAAGAUGAACUUUAAAAAAUCCUACAGCCCGGAUGAAGAAGGGCACAGAAGAGCAGUGUGGGAAAAGAAUAAGAAAUUUAUUGAGAAGCACAAUGCAGACUAUGAGCAGGGAAAGACAAGCUUCACUAUGGGCCUGAAUGGAUUUAGCGACAUGACACGGGAGGAAUUCUUGACCAUUUGCUGUGGAAGAUCAAAGUCUACAAAAGAUUUGCCUAAAUCUAAGAAUUUAGAAGAGAACAGCAAUGUGGCACCUGUGAUGGAUUAG